Salvelinus fontinalis (brook trout) is the source of this 852-nucleotide messenger RNA. RefSeq names its product ecto-ADP-ribosyltransferase 4-like. The record is from RefSeq and is a predicted model, not a curated record. NCBI's taxonomy places the organism in Eukaryota, Metazoa, Chordata, Actinopteri, Salmoniformes, Salmonidae. Gene Ontology annotation, molecular function: NAD+ poly-ADP-ribosyltransferase activity; NAD+-protein-arginine ADP-ribosyltransferase activity. The transcript has 2 exons. Bases 1 to 852 code for a protein of 283 amino acids.
AUGGGGAGAGACAACAUCCUAACCUUUGCUGUGCUGUUUGUCUUCCAUGAUUGGACUCUGGGUGUGGACUCGAAGAUGGUUCAUCUCCAUCAGCCUGGUCUCAAUUCCAGCAUAUCCUUGGACAUGGUCGUUGACUCUGUUGACGACAUGUAUGACGGCUGCACUAAACAAAUGUACAACAAGGUGGAGAAGGAAGGAUAUCUUGUACAUGAAAACAAAGAGCCCUUCAAAAAUGCCUGGAAGUGGGCAGAAAGUUGUGCAAAAAAUGUGACGGAACGAUUCCGAAAGGACAGUUCUGAAUACAAUAUUGAGGACAAACUUUCACAUAAUCAUAUCAAGGCUAUCUGUGCUUACACAACAGGUCAUCCUUCAAUACACUCAGAGUUCAACCAAGCAGUCCGGACCAGUAGAUAUAAGUAUACAACCUCCUUCCAGUUCCACUCCCUGCAUUUCCUGCUGACUGACGCCAUUCGCCUCCUGAAAAAACAACAACAACAUUGUAACACCACAUACAGAAGAACCAAAAUGAAGUUUGUGGGUAAAGUUAACACAACUAUUAGAUUUGGCUACUUUGCCUCCAGUUCUCUCAACAAGGACAAUUCUGAAUUUGGAGACAAGUCCUGCUUUGAGAUAGAGACGUGUUUUGGCGCUUACCUGAAGUCCUUCCCCAAAAUGGGGAAAAAAGAAGAGGAGGUGUUGAUUCCACCGUAUGAAGUGUUCAAAGUUACUGAAGUACUCAAGAAAGAAGAUGAUCCAACACUUUGGUGUGAUGUUGUGAACAAACUACAGAGCACCAGAAUACCCAAGAGUAACCUGAAUUGCAAAAUCUUUAAGAAGCCAAUUAUUAAUUAA